AUGUCCCAGUUUCUCUCCUACUUGCCACCCUUUGAAGGGUACUUGCCCAAGUGGCUUUUCCUGGUCUCCAUCGUCUCCAUCGCCAACAGCUUCCAAGCCUACCGCUCAGUUGACUACGCAAACGACCUCUACAACGGUCGAACGGCCACGGGCGCCGCGCCCUCCAAUCCCCUCUCAGCACGCACCUUCGGAACCUGGACCUUCAUCACCGGCAUUGUGCGGUUAUACGCUGCGUACAAUAUAACGACACCGGCCGUAUACGAUCUCGCUGCGUGGUCGUUUGGGGUUGCACUGGCGCAUUUCGUGGGCGAGUGGUUGGGACAUGGGACUGCGCAGUUGAAGGGGAGGUUCAUCAGUCCGCUGAUCGUGGCAUCGGGGACGUUGACGUGGAUGUUGACGCAGAGGGAGGCGUAUUUGUCCGCGUGA
Molecule: messenger RNA, 426 nt
Organism: Monascus purpureus
Lineage: Eukaryota; Fungi; Ascomycota; Eurotiomycetes; Eurotiales; Aspergillaceae
Source: the annotation of a GenBank genome assembly